AUCACAUCACACUGCCUCAUGGUAGCAUAUGUGACGUGUGUCAAAAUGUUUGCCCGCCAAUAAAGACGUAUCAGGUGUAUCAUUAAUCCAAUUCUUUUACUAUGUACGGCACAAAAUGAACAGCCUCGGUUUAAGUUUAAUUUUAAAAAUGGGCUGUAUAUGCUCUAAAGAAACCAUUACGAUAAAUUCAAGAAAUUAUACAGUUCGUGAACAUCUUGGAGAAGGUGGAUUCAGCACUGUACUUCUAGCUGAAGAUGCGAUCACACACAAAAAAUAUGCAAUUAAAAAGAUAAUUUGCCAUGGAUUAGAAGAUCAGAGAUUAGCAGCAAAAGAAAUAGAAUAUCACAAUCUUGUGAAACAUCCGAAUGUAAUAGAAUGUAUUGAUUCUACAUAUAAAGGAACAGCAGACCCUGUCAUUAAUGCAACCAGCGAAGCGUUAAUUGUUUUACCAUAUUAUCAUAAAGGCACACUCGCAAAUGAAUUAGAAAGACGCGCUAAAAACAAUGAUUAUAUGAGUGCGUUGGAUAUUUUAAAUAUUUUUUUACAAAUAUGCGAAGGUGUAAAAGCUUUCCAUGAAGCAAAACCAGAUCCUUUAGCUCACAGAGACCUAAAGACUGCAAAUAUAGUUCUUGGCGAUGGUAGUACACCUAUCAUAAUGGAUUUAGGUUCUGUAGCGCCAGCCAGAAUUAAAGUAUGUGGGUCACAAGCAGCACAAACGCUGCAAGAUUUAGCAGCAGAAAGAUGUUCAAUGCCAUAUAGAGCACCAGAAUUAUUUAACGUUGAAAGUUAUUGUAUGGUUGAUGAACGAACAGAUAUUUGGUCAUUAGGCUGCAUUCUCUAUGCGCUCUGUUACUUUAAAUCACCUUUUGAUGCUGUAUAUGAAAGAGGAGAUAGUGUUGCUUUGGCUGUUAUGAGUGCAAAUAUUACAUUUCCAGAAAAUGCUCCUUACAAUGAGGAUAUGCAACAUUUGAUUUUAUCAAUGUUAAAGGUAAAUCCAAUGGAACGUCCUUAUAUAUACAGUGUUAUAGAAAAUGUCCAUGAUCUUAUUGCAAAGUUGGAAAACAGAGCAUAAUCAUACAAAGAGCAAUAAUUUGAAUAUUUAUUAUUCAAAAAUUUAUGUAAAGACGAUUUUUGAUACUUCUUAUAUCGUGUAUACCAAUUUAAAAUGUCCACAGCAAAGAAGAAAAACGUGAUACUAUAAUGCAAUAAUAUAACGCAGUAAUUUUUUACUAAUAAAAUUUGAAAUAUUUGCAUUAUUUCAAAAUAUCAUUUCAAACUUAUAGAAAGUAAAAUUCUCACCAAUGAGAUUAAAAUAUAUCUUAAAUAAGUGGAUAUUACUGUUUUGAACAAUAUGAAUUUCAGAUUUAUAGCACAUUUAUAAUGUUGUUGGAAAUAUAAAUAUGAUCAAAUAUUUUAACACAUAUUACCGUCGUAUGACACUAG
This is a messenger RNA of Colletes gigas, 1443 nucleotides long. RefSeq names its product serine/threonine-protein kinase 16. NCBI's taxonomy places the organism in Eukaryota, Metazoa, Arthropoda, Insecta, Hymenoptera, Colletidae. The coding region runs from base 116 to 1072 and encodes 318 amino acids. The transcript is spliced from 6 exons. Gene Ontology annotation, biological process: protein phosphorylation. Gene Ontology annotation, cellular component: cytoplasm; Golgi apparatus. Gene Ontology annotation, molecular function: ATP binding; protein serine/threonine kinase activity. The record is from RefSeq and is a predicted model, not a curated record.